AUGGUGGUGUGGAUACAAUUCCCAGCCUUCCCGGUACACUUCUAUCACAAGGAGAUUCUCUUCACACUUGGGAAUAUGGUGGGCAGAGCAAUCAAGCUAGAUUUUCACACCCAACACCAACAGCGAGCGAAAUUUGCCCGGAUGGCCGUGGAGCUUGAUCUCUCUAAGCCGCUGGUUACGCGGAUCCGGCUGGACGGAAAAUGGCAAUAUAUCGAGUAUGAGAACCUACCAACAUGCUAUUUUGAGUGUGGAAAAAUUGGACACACUUCGUUGACAUGUUCUACGCUAGCGGCGAUAAGUCCACCGCCGGUCGCCGGAGUGAUAGUCAGCGAUCAGGGAAACGCGCCGGCGACUUCGUCGGAGGACCGAACAGGCUUUGGGCCAUGGAUGCAGGUUACACGGCGAUCACGGAGGGGAACACGCUCGGUAGAAAAAGGAAAGGCUAGCGAAAUCCCAGGGGAAUCAGUAAGUAACGGCAAAGAAGGGAAAGGAAAGAUUUUGCAGAAAGAUAAGGAAAGCUUUGUAGAACAAAAAAGAGAACUGAACCAGAGGAAGGAGACGGGUAAGAAUGGGGCUAAGGAAAAGGGAAAGACAGCUGGAGCCAACCAUCUCAACGGGAAAGAGAAAGGAGAAAAAGAAGUGGCUAGUUCGGCCACAGGGGGGAAAGGGAUCCUUGGGCCCAUCCCGCCUAAUAGAGUAAGCCCAACAAAAGGAUCCAGCAAGGGAGUAACCCCUUUUAAUUUCUUUGAGGCCGGCCCGUCAUCCGUUGGAAGUGGGCCUGAGCCGAACCUUGUUGGGCCUGCUGGGACCAAACAAGAAGCAAGAAAAGGUUCGGUCCCCUCUGUCUCGACCAAAGCCCAGAAGACGACAGGCCCAGCGGUGACCUCCAUUCAGAUAGUGGAAGUCCCAACUAUCGAUCAACAGAAGAAAAUCGAAGCGGCCAGUAGUACUCCAUUGGCGGCUACUCGUACGAAGGGCGACCGGAGGAAGAGGAAAACCAAGGAACGCCAAUCACCAGUGAAGGUCGCGGCCAAAGCUCUCCAAAUUUGGACUCCUGUCAAGGAAAGGAAAUCCAAAGCUAGAGCUAAAAUGGCGAACUUGACUCUGCAAGAGAUUGAGGCGUGGACGGGAGCGGAGAAGGAGGGGCAUGUUGAUAAAGCUACCUUGUUCCCAGCUGAGGAGAAUGCCUAG
Linum tenue is the source of this 1191-nucleotide messenger RNA. The record is from the annotation of a GenBank genome assembly. NCBI's taxonomy places the organism in Eukaryota, Viridiplantae, Streptophyta, Magnoliopsida, Malpighiales, Linaceae.